Molecule: messenger RNA, 3424 nt
Organism: Puccinia graminis f. sp. tritici CRL 75-36-700-3
Lineage: Eukaryota; Fungi; Basidiomycota; Pucciniomycetes; Pucciniales; Pucciniaceae
Exons: 4
Coding region: 226-3063 (945 amino acids)
Biological process (GO): ubiquitin-dependent endocytosis
Cellular component (GO): cytoplasm; plasma membrane; cytosol
Molecular function (GO): ubiquitin protein ligase binding; protein-macromolecule adaptor activity
Source: RefSeq, a predicted model, not a curated record
CCCCCCCCCCCCCCCCCUCAUGAACUGACAUGGCCUCGUCCUCCCCUCAGCUUUUUGCUAGCAUCCAGUGGUUAUUAACAUCCUUUUACUUGGCGACCCCAAUUUGAAAAGUCGCACCAGAUUCAACAUCUUAUCUUCUUUCCAAUAAGUUCCUCUAACACGAUCAUAUCAGCAACUUCAACUUUGUACUCCCUGCUUCCAAUUUGGCUGUGUGCUUGACGCGAAAUGGCGGAGUUGCAGCUACAGCUCACUGAGCCUUGUCUGAUCUUACCUGGUGCCUCCCCCAAUGAGGCAGUUGCAGAGCCCCGAAAUGAUGGCGACAGCCUGCGGCCAUCAUCUGGCUCUGGUACCAGCUCAACUCUGAUCAACCUGAUCAAACAGCGACCAAGAUUGAGCAGUUCUAUCAGUCAAUUUUCUAAUCUCUGCCCGGCCGAGGGGCCCGUUCAGUUUCCCGCAGAAGCCGAAGAAACUUUCCCGUCUAUGGUCGAGUUGGGCUCAGGAAAAACUUCCAUGAUCCGUGGCUUUGUGGUACUUCAUGUCUCACAAGCCAUCAACCUCAACCGCCUUUCGAUUAAAUUCUCCGGUAGUACUCACACCGGGUCCGAGUCCGCUGCCUUGGCGCCGUCCGGCAAUAGCACCAUUCUCAUCGCCGAAGAAUAUACCAUCACCGAUGCAAGCCUCAUCUCGGCCGAAACAAACCCUCGGGCUCCCCCAUAUAGCUCCAAUUCCAGCACUUCAUUGAACCCCAGCUCCAGCCGUGGUCACUCACUAUUUUCACUUCACCUCAGCCAAACAGAAAGCAGUGAACCGAAUGCUGGUCGAGGGACUGCAACUCCAGUUGGUGCGGAUCGGCCCUUGUCCGGUGCAUCUAUCAACAACCAUUGCAAUGUGAAAGCAUCUGCACACACUUUUCAAAAUUCAAUAGUACAGCCUCUAGAAGAACGUGGCAGACGACCCCGUAGUGCUAGCAACCCGAGAAGCUCUCUAUUCCUAGGCGCGAGUGUGUCGAACUAUUUCCAUCGUCGAAGUCGUAGUGCCAGCUCCUUGGACAAACGCACAACAAUUCCCUUAGAGAUAGAUACGCAAAUAGGCACUUCAGCAGAGCGUAGUAGCUUUGUCAUGGUCAACAAACUCCAAGAGCCAGAUGAUCUAUUUCCAAUGUACCAAGACUCGGUCUUUCACGACAUGUUGGCCAACCAGUAUAAGUUGUUGUCGGAAGAGGGCUUCAUUUCUAACGAACAAUCGAAAUCGCCAUCUUAUGAAGCACACUAUCAUAACCCACUCUCCCCAAAUUCCGUCGCCAAUAUAGACCCCAAGGCAGUCGCUGAGCUGAGUACAACAAUCAAGACUCCCUCCAAAAAUAAAUCACAAAACGGCGAUCGAAAUCGAAACAGCUCAACAUCGUUCAAGAAUAGCAUCGCUCAAUUCGUUGGUGCUUUCAAGGUGAAGAGAUCCUCUUCCCUUUCCAACCCGCUCAAUCUUCGAAAAGUCACUACUACCAACGCCCCCCGAAAAAAUGGCCCUUGCUCUGCCGAUCCUAUCCGAUCCUACCGACCGCACUCAACCAUAUGCCAACCAUCAAAAGAAGUCUGUAAGCGCAGUGGUGAUGCGAAAACUGGGGCGGAUUUGGCACCCGGGAAUUCAAAUUCAUUUGGGCUGCAAAGAUUUGGAUGGGGUCGAUCGAGUUCUAGACGGCGUAGCUCCUCUGUUAGCAAGGCCAACACCUUGAAGAAAGCAGAGCUUAAGAACAGCAAGAGCGAAGUCAAGGAAGUGAGCUCUCCUCCGAUUUUGGCUUCCGAUGAACACACGAGCGCCAGGACGGAUUCAUCGGCAACUGAAGAUCCCUUUAGAGUGUCUCACUCUUCAUUAAGCACCAUGAACGUUCCCGAACUACCAAAAGCCAGUUUAUUGAAGCCAGGGGUUUACAAGUAUCCUGUUGUCGUCCCAGUUCCCAACCAUCUACCUCCUAGCAUGACUUGCAAACACGGAUCUAUUUCGUACUCUUUAGAAGCGCGACUAACGUACCAAGACGUACAAGAUUCAACUUUACUCACCACUCACCAGCAAAUGUCUAUUGAUCUAGUUGACCCAAUGGCCGGGAGUCCAAGUUUGAAUCCUUCCUGCCGACUUCAACUCUCCGGAGAGGAAGAUGCUGUCAACGAAGUCUACAGCAGCUACAGUGGUGUCAACAUCGAACGUACCUGGGAGGACCAACUUUACUAUCAAAUCCGGAUGGAUAGCAGGAAAUUCCUGAUCGGCGGAAAGAUCGGAUUUGAAAUCCAGUUCAAUCCACUCUCACGGAUGAAGAUUUACAAGUUCCAAGCGGACAUUGAAGAAAAGACCCAAUACUUUAUGGAUCACGAGAAACAGUACUUGAGGCAUUGUGAUAGCCAAUCUUUCAACCUCGUCAAGCUAGAGCAAACUUCCCCGAUAGUCAUCAUCAAGAAAGACGCCGAUGACAAAUUUGCGGCUUCGAAACUACGCGCAAGCGAUGUACCGCUGCUACCGAUAAUCUCCUCAGAUGCGCUCUUUGUGAGCAAAUCGCCCCUGCUUCCUCACAUCCAAGUGAGCCCGACUGGAAGAGCCAACGGAAACGGAUCCGACCUUUGCAAAUCCGAUGCGGUUUCUGAACUCUCUAGCUGGUCAGACCAAUCGGGCCCGUGGAAUCUUAGAUUUGAUCUAAGGCUUCCGGGCUGUCACUCAUCCUCCAAACCUUCUGAGGGAGAUAAGAAUACCGAAAAGGGACCGAAGGGGUUGAACUUCACUUGUCAACAUUCCAAAAGUCCGAUCGUAGUGAAACAUUAUCUAAGACUUCGCAUGAGGGUCGAGCGUGGGGAUGAUGUAGCAUUAGAUAAACGAGGUCGUCGUAAGAAAUAUGACAUCAUUUUAUCGAGCCCGAUCCAAAUCCUGAGUUGCCAAUGUAAACCAUAUAGCUUGCCAGCAUAUGCCUCGUCGGACCCCACAGACAUGACGGAAAUACUCAGCAUAUUCAGGGAAAUCAAUGCUGCCAAGGAAAAUUCAACACCUUCGCUUCAAUGUAACUGCAUUGCAAGGGUUGAAUAGUAAUUUCUAGCAUCUCAUCAACCAUUGACCAGUCUCACAAAAAACAUCACCCCUCAAUAAUUAGAAUGUAGUUAAAGUAGUUUCUUAGCUCUUUCAUGUGUAUGCCCAUCUUGUAGAUAUGUGUACCAAUUACAUAGUCUAGCCAAGUUCAAUGUAUUAUGAUCUCCUAAAUUAUCUCCCUUAUUUCUGUGAGCGCUUUGACCACAUGAUUAAUCUCUUAGCUUUUUAUUCAUCAUAAUAAUUUUCUGUUGGUCUUUCUUAUAAUGUUGAAAGAAAAAAAAGUGUAUUUUUUAGCUACUUUAGUGAGGCACUUGUUGAGUAUCUUGAAAUCUUGAUCAGUUGAAACAAACUUGACCUCUUC